GGGCCCUAAAAAUAACUGCUGAGCAGAGUUUGCAGUCAGGUCCUAUUUCAGAUCUAGAGACCUUGCGGAGAGAGCCACAGCCAAUCUAACGCUCUAGUAGGGAAGGGCAUGUGGCAUGCCCGAUACCUGCUGAGAGGGCUUUGACUUUUUUUCUUCAACAUAUAUUAUUCAUGGAGUGAAGAAAUCAAAAUGAUUGAAGACACAAAACAUGGAGGACACAAGAAUGGGAGGAAAGGAGGCCUUUCUGGAAGCUCAUUCUUCACAUGGUUUAUGGUCAUUGCAUUGCUGGGAGUCUGGACAUCGGUAGCUGUUGUUUGGUUUGAUCUUGUUGAUUAUGAGGAAGUUUUAGCCAAAGCAAAGGACUUCCGUUAUAACUUAUCAGAGGUACUUCAAGGAAAACUUGGCGUUUAUGAUGCUGAUGGUGAUGGAGAUUUUGAUGUGGAUGAUGCCAAAGUAUUAUUAGGCCUUAAAGAAAGAGCUGCUUCAAAGCCAAAAGUCCCACCAGAAGAGGCUGAGCCAUGGUUGGAGGAGCCUGUUCUGGAGAAUAGAGAACCUCAGAAUAUUGAAGAUGAAGUACAAGAACAAAUUGAGUCCCUUCUCCAUGAAACAGUACACACAGAACAUGGAGGCCUGCAGCAAGAAGAGGAUGGGCCAGCAGCAGAUCUGCAACCAGAUGACCAGUUCCUUGUAGGAAGUAAUAUAGAGGAUAGAUUUGAGACCUUGGAAGCUAGAAGAUUUCAUGAAGAAGCUGAAGAUAGUAAUCAUGCAGAAGACACAGCUGCACAGGACUAUAAUCAGGAUAUGGAAGAGAUGAUAUAUGAACAGGAAAAUCCAGAUUCCAGUGAACCAGCAGUAGAUGAUGAGAGAAUGUACCACCACGCAGAUGAUGUAACAUACCAAGAUUAUGAUGAACAAGUAUAUGAGCCAGAAAAUGAAGGAAGAGAAAAUUCAAAUAAUGCUGUAGAAGAUUCAAACAUAAUUUUAGAAGAUGUACCUGUGUCCCAUGCAGAAGAACAGGAAGUACCUCCAGAAACAAAUAGAAAAACAGAUGAUGGAGAACAAAAAGUAAAAGUUAAGAAAAAGAAGCCCAAGUUACUAAAUAAAUUUGAUAAGACUAUUAAAGCUGAGCUUGAUGCUGCAGAAAAACUCCGUAAAAGGGGAAAAAUUGAGGAAGCAGUGAAUGCAUUUGAAGAACUAGUACACAAAUACCCACAGAGUCCACGGGCGAGAUACGGGAAGGCUCAGUGUGAAGAUGACUUGGCUGAGAAGAGGAGGAGCAAUGAGGUCCUGCGCAAGGCCAUCGAGACCUACCAAGAGGUGGCCGGCCUGCCCGAUGUCCCCGCCGACCUGAUGAAGCUAAGUUUGAAGCGGCGGUCAGAAAGACAGCAAUUUCUAGGUCAUAUGAGAGGAUCCCUGCUUACCCUACAGAGAUUAGUUCAACUAUUUCCUGAUGAUACAUCCUUAAAGAAUGACCUCGGAGUGGGGUACCUCUUGCUUGGAGAUAAUGACAGUGCUAAGAAGGUUUAUGAAGAGGUUCUAAAUGUGACACCUAAUGAUGGCUUUGCUAAAGUGCAUUACGGCUUUAUCCUGAAGGCACAGAACAAGAUUGCCGAGAGCAUUCCCUAUUUAAAGGAAGGAAUAGAAUCUGGAGAUCCUGGCACUGAUGAUGGGAGAUUUUAUUUCCACCUGGGGGAUGCCAUGCAAAGAGUUGGGAACAAAGAGGCAUAUAAGUGGUAUGAGCUUGGACACAAGAGGGGACAUUUUGCAUCUGUUUGGCAGCGCUCACUCUACAAUGUGCAGGGACUGAAAGCCCAGCCAUGGUGGACCCCAAAGGAAACAGGCUACACAGAAUUAGUGAAGUCCUUAGAAAGAAAUUGGAAGUUAAUCCGCGAUGAAGGUCUUGCAGUCAUGGAUAAAGCCCAAGGCCUCUUCCUGCCUGAAGAUGAGAACCUGAGAGAGAAGGGCGAUUGGAGCCAGUUUACUCUAUGGCAGCAAGGAAGAAAAAAUGAAAAUGCCUGCAAACGAGCACCUAAAACCUGUUCUUUACUAGAUAAAUUCCCUGAGACAACAGGAUGCAGAAGAGGACAGAUCAAAUAUUCUGUCAUGCAUCCAGGAACUCACGUGUGGCCUCACACGGGGCCCACAAACUGCAGGCUCCGAAUGCACCUGGGCUUAGUGAUUCCCAAGGAAGGCUGCAAGAUCCGCUGUGCCAACGAGACCAAGACCUGGGAAGAAGGCAAGGUACUCAUCUUUGACGACUCCUUUGAGCAUGAGGUGUGGCAGGAGGCCACAUCCUUCCGGCUGAUAUUCAUCGUGGAUGUGUGGCACCCAGAACUGACUCCCCAGCAGAGACACAGCCUUCCUGCAAUUUAGCAAGUUAUGCUGGCUCAGGACACACUGGAGAGAGAUGGUCUUUCUGAUUCUGCCACCUUGCAAGUGGAGAUACAAGUUUGAACUCCAAGACCCUUAAUUUCCUUGACUUGUAACCCCCAAAAUUCUAAACUUCCUACUAGGAUGAGAAGACACUAAAGGGAAUAUUUGCCUCACUGCAAUGCAUUUAGAAAAUAUCUGCUGUCUUUUUGCCCAUGACAGCACCUAUUUGAUGCCUGUAUUUCAGGGGAAUAUGUCAUAGCUUCUACUUUGCUAGCCAAAGAUAUUUUUCCCACGUAGCAUAGGACUAAAUCAAUGUAAAAUGAGAAAACAUUUAGAAAAUGUGAAUGUAUUGCUUUAGUUUGUAAUUUUUCUAUGCAAUUAUAUUUUUCUAGAGUAGCUAGAUGAUUUUUUCAUCAUUUACCACUACUUUUUUUGUUGAUUUUAAUGACAAGCCCUGUAAAUGCUUUACUUGUACCUGAUUAAUGGUAACUUUCCUGGUGAGCUCAGACUUCCAUCUUUUAAUUAUUUUUAGCAAAAGACUCAUAUGAAGAAAGCAGUUUUACUUUCCUAAUAAAAGAAGUUCCUAAUUCUUUUAUUAAGAGAAAUGACUUCUCCUCGUACAAAGGACAAAGUCAUAAUUAUGGCAAGACCUGUGAGCUCUACUGCACCAUACUAAUUGAGUCUGUUUGCUUUUUUAUCUGCACUGACAGCCAAAUCUUAAUUUCCCUCCUUGCUAUGCAAAUGGUAGAGAUAGUGUCAAAAUCAUAGUUUUUUCCCAGAGGAAAUUUUUUCACAAUGCAAAGGUAAUGGAAUCAUUUUAUAUUGAGUUAUAAAAAUGCCACAUGUAAAAUUUUUUAAGCCAAAUAUUGAAAUUUUGGUGGAGGGGGUAGAAUUUCUCAAAGUAAAAUUUUUCUUUGAGCAUUGAGUGGAUAGGUAGCUGGUAGGACAUAUGGCGUGUGCCUCUUGGCUCUCCGGAAUCCAGAAUGGCUUUGCCUUUAUUGUAGACCCAUGUGAGUGAUGUUCAGUUCUUGAGAUGAUUCCCAUUACAAUUUUAUCAAAAUAGGAAAGAUGGCCCAGUGAAAGAGAAAGAAUGCCAGAAUGUAGAAACAAUAAUUGAAAGACGGCCUGUCUACUCAUUCCAAAGGUGAUGAAGUCUUUGAUUUAGUAGAGUAUUAAUGUACUAAAUUUUGUACUGUCUAAAUCAAUUAAUGAGAAAUGUUAGCUGUGAGAAUGUUACGGUAUUUAUGCACUGAAUUUUAAGCCAGUAUGAACAAAAAUGCUUAAGAAAUGACACAUAUAUUACCAAAUUUCAUUCUCAGGUGCUUGCACUUAUUUUUUUCUAAGGACAAAGGAGAAUGCUUUAUCUCAUUUAAAAUACAGUUUUUUAAAGUUGAAAUGGACUCUUUUUGCUUGUCCUUGAGGACAUUAGCGUCUAGCUUUCCAGUUUGCAGAAUAUCCUAGUCCUAUAUGUUUUUACCAGUAUUCAAAAAUCCCAUUAAAUCGAUGGAGAAUUAUGCAAGGAAACAUCGAAAUGAAUCACCAAAUCCAGAAGAGAAAGUAAACUUAUAAAAAAAAAAAGAUAUUUGUGUCCUUCAGUAUUUAUUGAACAAAGGAAAUGACUGACAAAGGACAAUACAAUCCAAUGCUCAUGUAGUAACAUUCAUGUCACUUAUUGAAUUUGGUUUAUGUAUGUAUAUUGCAUACACAUAAAGAAAUUCAAAGCAUGAGUUUGUCAUUGUUAAACCAUCAUCAUACAUUCAUUUAAUGAAAUCAUAGAGUAAAAACUAGCUCUUAACUUAGUAAUUGUAAUAUGGCAUUUAAAAUUGGGUCACUACAGUAAGAUUCUAAAUAUUGCCAAUUGAAAAGCCAGAAUCAUUAUUAUUGUUGCAAAGUGUUGGAAUUGAUCGACUCCAAAAACAUUUUAAAUACUUAGAUCCCACAACUAUUUUAUAAACCCAAGUAAUAAAAUGGAUUUUCUAAUACAUUUUAAUUCUUCAUCUUUCUUCCCCACGUCAUGGUAUAUCAGAAAAGUGUUUCAGUCACUACAUUGGUAGAAUUAUUUCAGUGUUAUUAUUUUAUUAAUUGAAAGUUUAUGCAAAAUGAAUUUGCUUUAUUUAUAUUGUGAUGUAAUUGGUGAGAAAUAAUUUUGAUUCUAUUUCAGUUUUAUUUUAAGGGUGGAAUACAAAAAAUUACUUGUUAUUCUCUACAAGUAGAAAAAAAUAAAACACUAGAUUCAUUCAUAAAGAGAUGUAGUAAAUGUUAUGAUUAGUAAUAAUAUUUAUUGAGGGUGAUUAUGGACAGUUGAAUCACCUCUUUCAUAACUUUAGCUAACAAAUUAUCCCUCCCAAAUACUUAAACUGUAAGAUCAUAUUUUACUGUCCAUUAUCAACUAAAAUAUUUUUUGACACUGAGCACCAACUGGUCAUACUAACAAAUGCCCAUGUCAUGCAGAUGAUUGGGAAUAUAAGGGAUAUCUAAAAUAAUCUAAAAAUCAAAACUGGUUUUGGGAAACAUGGCACAGGUAGGCAUAUCAUAUCCUAUGAUAUCUGUUUAUUUUUAUUUAAUUUCCUUUGAAUGUCUAGUUGGGACUCCAUUUCUAAGGAGAAUAGACAACAAAAUAAAAUGAUCUUUGGCAUUUCAUCCUGUAUUACUAGUCUUCUAUUAUCUUCAGCACUUGCAUAUUUAGCUAUCCUUAAGGGUCUUCCUCCAUGAUCGAAUAUCUUCCUCUCAACAAAAGCCCGGCCCUUUUUUUCACAUCUUUAAGUGUCACAAGCAGGUGGGUGGGUAAUGCUGCUUUAGCACUAUUCUUUGUAGUAGUGACCCAUAUGAGGCAACUUGAAUGGAUUCAUUAAUCACUGGCAAGUAAUUUUAAUGACACCCCCAGCACUUAUGCAGACACACGCAGCAUGUGGGAAGUCACAUUAAGAUUAUUUCAUCAUAUUGCAAAUCGUAUGUGUCUCUUCAAGUCAGCUCAUGAUAGUCAGCUGGAGGCCUGACAAAAGAUGUGACAACAAAAAUCAUUUUUGCAGGAUGUUAAAAUAAACAAACUGCAAAUAGCCAGAACUAUGAGAAUAUGCUCUUAGGCUGAACAAUUUGAUGCUGGUGAUGAGGUCAAAGAAAAUAACUGAAUGAGAAUAAAAAUUACUGGAGAUAUAUUAAUCUCGGGGCUUUGCACUACAUUAAACUUGACAAUCUUGUUUGCACGGUUUAAUUCUGAAACAUCUACUUGAAAAUGCACUUAAUCUUAAACUGCAAAAACUGAAGAGGAUCUCUGUGUGAUUCCUCAGAAAAAUCCUUGUCCUGAUACAUUGUAUGCAUCAAAUUUUCUUUUUCUUAAAUUCAUUUAAUACCAUAAAUAUGAAGGGGGGGGGUCUUGUAUACAUAAAUGACCUUGCUUCAUCCUCUAAUCCUCUUUAGAAAAAAAAAAAGUGUCUCUCAAGUCUUUAUUCAACUUUGGCUGCUCAGACCAAUGGGCUGGUGACAGUCAUCACUAGGUGGCAGGAGUGAAGGGCCUUGUGUCAAGCCGAACGCAUGUCUGUGUGGGUCAGUUGCGCAUGUGCUUCCUGGUGGCUGAUACCACUGAAGGCUGGCGAUAUGCAGAAGUAUUGGAGUGAGUCAGGGUUCAGUCCAGAGCCAGGAGGGGCUGAGUGUUCUCAUUCUCUCCUUUCUCCUCAUGUUUCAGGGUCCCGGCUUCUACCACAGACUGAGAUCUAGAUAAUAGGGGAAGGAAAAAGAUAUAAUCACAAUUCAUGGUGGCAACAACUUUGUAACCUUGGAAGGCAUUUGGAUUUUAUGUUCCCCGUAUUAGUCAAGAUGCAAAAUAACUAUAGAAUUUGCACACCCUACCCCCCCACCAGAUAUCUGUGUAUCUGUGUCUUCCUUGACUUUGUGUCUUCUAUAUCACCUUUUUAUGGGGAGAGGCAUCCUGCAAUCUUCUUUGCAGAAAUCUCUUCUAUUGGUAAAAGAAACACAUAAGUUCUAGCCAUAACUCUGCCCUAGUAUCCAAACACUAUAAAUCUUGAUCCAUAUAAAGCCAAAAUAAAUGUUGCAUUUUUAAUGUUUCAAAUUCUUUUUGAACCUUUAUAGGAAACUAUCACAAAUGAUUGUUAAGACCUAAAGAUUUGGAAUUAGAUGGUAAAUGUAGAUUCUAACCCUUACUCACCAAAGAGCCUUGGGGAGUUUUUAAAAUCUCUGGACCUUUAUUCUCUCACCUGCAAAAUAGAACUAUCACCUACCUCAACAGUUGUUAAGAACUAAAACUAAUAAUUAUGUACAUUAAUCAUUUGUCAUAUAAAUGUUGUUAAAAUGUAUAGAGCCCUCUAGCACCACCAUUAUUUGCAACAAUAGUUGCAGAAUAGUUCUUUAACUUCUGUGUCCUUUCAUAUUGGGGUGAUACACUUUUUUUUUCUGGAUUUAUAACAUAGAUUAAAACUGAAAUUAUUUUCCAGCUUAAAGAGAAAAUGUUAUAAGUGCUAUAUAUAUGCAGUAGAGAUUC
This is a messenger RNA of Talpa occidentalis (Iberian mole), 6868 nucleotides long. It is a transcript of the gene ASPH, whose product is annotated as aspartate beta-hydroxylase. The record is from RefSeq and is a predicted model, not a curated record. NCBI's taxonomy places the organism in Eukaryota, Metazoa, Chordata, Mammalia, Eulipotyphla, Talpidae. Gene Ontology annotation, biological process: peptidyl-aspartic acid hydroxylation. Bases 190 to 2373 code for a protein of 727 amino acids. Gene Ontology annotation, molecular function: peptidyl-aspartic acid 3-dioxygenase activity; protein binding. The transcript is spliced from 26 exons. Gene Ontology annotation, cellular component: endoplasmic reticulum; membrane.